AUGAAGUCCACCAACAUCAUCUCGGCCGCAGUUGCCACACACGGCGUGGUGAAUGCCGCGGCCUUGCCCAUCCCGCCGGAUGAGACGGCGAAGCAAGACUCUACCGUCGAAGAGUUCGACAACCCUGCGUGGUGGGGGAAGGAGAAGAGAGACUUGACGCCCUACAUGAUCGGGAGGCGAUCCACGGCCGCUGGCUGGUCGAAAAUUGUCGUUGAACACAAGAUCAUUGCCCUGUUCGCCAGGCUCGCCAUUGACGUCGGCACGAUCGAGAAGGACCUCAAGGGUGAUGUCGUAUCGGCGGCCAAGGCCAACUUUGUAUGUACAGUACAGGGCAUGUCUUUCUGCACCCCUGAGACCCCUAUCGACCCGGCCCGCGACAAUAACCCGGCAUCAGACGAGGCGCCGGCGCUCUCCAUCGCCUACGAGAAGCGUCUUUCCCAGCGGGCUCGUCGCUAG
Messenger RNA from Thermothielavioides terrestris NRRL 8126, 456 nucleotides. RefSeq lists its product as uncharacterized. NCBI's taxonomy places the organism in Eukaryota, Fungi, Ascomycota, Sordariomycetes, Sordariales, Chaetomiaceae. Bases 1 to 456 code for a protein of 151 amino acids. The transcript has 5 exons. The record is from RefSeq and is a predicted model, not a curated record.